Molecule: messenger RNA, 1134 nt
Organism: Orycteropus afer afer
Lineage: Eukaryota; Metazoa; Chordata; Mammalia; Tubulidentata; Orycteropodidae
Gene: MLC1
Product: modulator of VRAC current 1
Exons: 11
Coding region: 1-1134 (377 amino acids)
Biological process (GO): regulation of response to osmotic stress
Cellular component (GO): endoplasmic reticulum; plasma membrane; cytoplasmic vesicle
Source: RefSeq, a predicted model, not a curated record
AUGACACGGGAGGAGCCUUACCACGAGGAGUUCAGCUAUGACCGGAUGCCCACCCUGGAGCGGGGCAGGCCGGACGGCCCAAGCUGUAGCCCCGACGCCAAGACCAAUGACCUUCAGCUCUCCAAGAGGCUCCCGCCCUGCUUUAGCUACAAGACCUGGGUCUUCUCUGUGCUGAUGGGAAGCUGCCUCCUGAUCACCUCGGGGUUCUCGCUGUACCUGGGGAACGUGUUUCCUUCGGAGAUGGACUACCUGCGCUGUGCUGCAGGCUCCUGCCUUCCCUCAGCCAUCGUGAGCUUUGCUGUUUCAAGGAGAAGCGUCAGUGCGAUUCCCAACUUCCAGAUGUUAUUUGUGUCCACAUUUGCUGUCACAACGACUUGCUUAAUUUGGUUUGGAUGUAAGCUGGUCUUGAACCCAUCAGCAGUAAAUAUCAGCUUCAACCUGGGGCUGCUGCUCCUCAUGGAGCUCCUGGUGGCCGCCACUGUGGUCGUCUCGGCGCGGGUCAGCGGGGAGCAGUGCACGAGGAAGGCUUCCACUGCGGACAGAACCAACAUUUUGGAUGAAGUGACCUUCCCUGCACGGGUCCUGAAAUCCUACUCAGUCAUUGAGGCCAUUGCUGGCAUCUCGGCCUUCCUGGGUGGGGUCAUCGCUCUGAACGUGGACCACGUGAUCUUGGGCCCCCACCUCUCUGUGACCUUUUUCUGGAUUUUAGUGGCUUGUUUCCCAAGUGCUAUUGCCAGCCAUGUGACUGCAGAGUACCCCAGCAAGUGCCUGGUGGAGGUGCUCCUUGCAGUAACGAGCAUCACGUCCCCGCUGCUGUUCACGGCAUCGGGGUACCUGUCGUUCAGCAUCAUGAGAAUCGUGGACGUUUUCAAGGAUUACCCCCCAGCCGUAAAACCGUACGACGUGCUCCUGCUGCUUCUGCUGCUGGUCCUGCUGCUGCAGGCCUGCCUCACCACUGGCACCGUCGUCCAGUGCGUGCGCUUCAAGGUCCACGCUCGGCUGCAGGAGACGCCCUGGGACCCCGUGCAGGCCAGCCAGCCAGAGCCCCCAGCGGGGGAGGUGGCCAGAAGCCCUCGGCAGGAGUUCGACAAGGACAAGGCCUGGAGGGCCGUGGUGGUGCAGAUGGCCCAGUGA